GUCGAUCAGCCCAGUCAAUCAGCUCGUCGAGAGUUAAAGAGGCGUCGUCACCGCCGUAAUAAGGAUUGGCGUCGAUGUGAGCGACCUUGAAGCCUGCCUUGGAGAGUGCGCUGAGGACCAGUUUCAGACGGAUUCGGCAUCGGAUGGCACGAUGCUUACGCGGCUGUAAUCGACUCUGUCAGUCCAGUCCCGAGAACGACGACGUCGACGUCCAUGCUCUUCGACACGUUGUACCGCGAGAACGAGUGUAAUGUCGAGGGAGAUGGCCUGGUAGAUCUCUCUGCACUGUAAGCAGCAGCAUGAGCGCUGAAGCGCCCAUAGAUGGAGUCGGUGUUUGCCGAGUGCCCGCGGCCGUUCCCAGCUUUGCAUUUUCGGAAAUUUUCCGGUUCUGUACUCCAGUUCCCCGCUUCUCUCAACCUCUCAGCUCUCGCAUCCUUUUCGUCGCGAUGGCCAAAUCCGCAGAGAAAAAAGCAAGCAAGAAGGUCGAGAAGAAGUCUUCGAAGGCGUCGGCAAAGACCGCGCCCGUGAAGGAGGCCGCGGCUCCCAAGAAAUCAAUCUCCUCGAAGGAGACUGCGGCGAAGGCUCAGGUAUGUCGUAGUCUACCCAUCACACCGUGGGUCGGAAGUUUUACGAGGAUUCAUCAAUGUAAAUAGAACUCGAAGCAUUCAAAAAAAAAACAGGAGAGCAGCGACGAGGGCUCUUCGGAGAGUGAGGACGAGGAAAAAUCAGCGCCAAAAGCCCAGGCAAAGAACGUAUGUUUUCAUUUGCUUCCAGACAGGAGUCUUCUCUCAUGUUUGUUCACUGGCUUCUCAGGCCAAGGCCAGGGGGAUUUCUUCGUCCGGUUUCUUGUCCAGCUCUGAUGAGGAGCCAGCCAAGAAUGCACAAGCAAACGGCAAGGUAUGUAAUAGGCUCUGAUCAUCUCGCUCAUUUGAUAGCGAAAAGUUUCAGGAUAAGGCUGCCGAUUCAAGUGAGGAGUCUUCCGAGGACGAAUCCGAGGAUGAAAAGCCAAAAAAAACUGCUGCCCCUGCCAGCCCCCAGAAGCAGACUGUUGCUGCAACCGCG
Molecule: messenger RNA, 1062 nt
Organism: Laetiporus sulphureus 93-53
Lineage: Eukaryota; Fungi; Basidiomycota; Agaricomycetes; Polyporales; Laetiporaceae
Exons: 1
Source: RefSeq, a predicted model, not a curated record